Symbiodinium natans is the source of this 495-nucleotide messenger RNA. NCBI's taxonomy places the organism in Eukaryota, Dinophyceae, Suessiales, Symbiodiniaceae. The record is from the annotation of a GenBank genome assembly.
AUGUCACCAGUCCCUUUCGAGGCGAUGCCUCAGAACCUUCUCAGGCCGGACCGAGAGAUUUGGGACGAGAAGGGUGGCCUCAUCAAGAAAGGUGCAGCCGAGAUUGCAGAGCGCGACCAGGAUCAUGUGCCCGAGGUGAAGGUUUUGACAACCCUGGGCAUGUUUGCAGUGCCGGUGACAGCAGAGACUACAAUUGGUGAGAUCCGGCAGAAGGUGCAAGAGUGGAAGCCGGAGUACUCGCUGGAGCAGAUCGAGCUGGUUUGCAAGGACAAGGAUGCCUGGGGUCCGCUAUUCAACAAGACCUCGCGCCCCAGGGAUGAUGAUGAAACCGUGGAAUCCCUGUGGAGCGACUGGGACAUCCCUCGGCGUAUGAUGCAGGUGGCCUUGUGGAUCAAGGAGAAGAAUGAGGAGACUGGCGAGUGGGAGAGCACCUUCUGGAAGAUGCUGGAGGAGUCCAAGUGCGACGAUUGGAGCUUCCAAGGUCAUACCAUCUGA